UGCGACGGCAAUUCAACAAAGGAUUUUACUGAGUCGACGCGAAAAUGUUUUGGCUUUACUCUUUCAGAGAUCAUUCUAAAAGAUCGUCAUAAUUGGUCCAAGUAACGUCUCUCGUAUAAACAAAUGAAUAAUUUUAGUAGUUAGUAAUUUGAAUCUGGCUCAUUUGCCUCAGUGACAGUUUAUUGUCUGCUCAUGUCGAACCGCGUGCUGAACGAAGGUUUCCGCAAACCAUCUGUUUAAACUGGAGUUGCUGCAGUGGUGGACAAGUCGACAAACAUGGCAUCAGCUUUGUACGAGAAUGUCGGAGAAUGGCGCACAAAUGUGGAAUCAAGAGACAUGCUCUCAUCAGACGAAACUGAGCCGUCUGAUUUCAAGGGAGAUGCUAAAGAUCACGACGAUGAAUAUGAAGAGGUAAGCCCAAAACAAAAUUCCUUAAAAGAAACAUCUGAGAAUACCUCACUCGCCAAAGAAAAUAGCCACCAACAUCAUGAAAUCAUCGGUAACGCCAUCAACGGCAACGGCAUCCAUGAAAUACACCGUGAGGAUCCACACAGCUAUGAUGAUCGAGACGAUGAGGGAAAUGUAAAAGAUGAUAUCGACGACGGUCAGGUCAAUGGAGAGGAAAAUUACAAUGACAGAGCAGCUGCUGAAACAAAUGAAGAUGACCGUGCUCCUCCAGUACCAUACUACGGAAGAACUCUUGUGGCCCCGGAAUACAUGAAUUUUCAGCUUGAGGAGGCAUCUCAGAAAGAAGAGAAAACCGCAGAGGACGACAACGAUAAUGAGAUCAUUGUCGCUGAUGAGUCAUCAGAUGAGCUGGGCUCUCCCAGAGCAGAAGAAGAAAUUCCUGACCAAACAAUUCAGAAGGAGGUUUUAGAAGAAGACGACAUAACGUUGUCUGAAGAGGAGUCAGAUGAAGAUGAAGAUGGUAACAUUGAGGAAGAAGACCAGAGGGUAAAAGUUAAUUGUUAUGUCGAAGAGCAGUAUGAGAAAGAAGAACAGGAAGAGGAGGAAGAAGACGAAGAGGACCUGGAGGAAGAAGAGGGGAAGGAAGAGGAAAAUACUGCAGGCGAGAACUCCAAGCAUACUCCAGAGGUUUAUAGUGUAGGCUCGCCACAGCUGGCUCAAGCAGAAAAUGAUGAGGAAGAAGAUGAGGAAGGAAAUGAAUACGAUGAAAUGCAGGAAGGGAGCUCAUUAAAAGAAGAAGUAGAAGUUGAAGAACAGGAAACUACGGAAGAGGAUGGACAGCAGGCAACUCAUAGCAAAAGCAGUCUUCAGUUGGCCGAGACAGAUGAUGACUAUGAGCAUGAUGAAGAAAUAGACAUAGAGACCACGAAUGAGUGCAGUCUUAAGCACUCGGAUUCUCUGAAAGUACAGGUGGCUUCAUCACCUCUAGACAUCGGUGAGGUGGGUUCUGUUGCUGAAUCGUUUGACGGCCGUGACGGAAAAAGUGUAACAUCCGAAGAUAACGACGGAGAUAAACUUGACCGGGAGGAACAAGAAUUUACUAUAGAGGACAGGUCUUUUAAUGAAACAGAUGACCAACACGAAGAAAGAAGGAAAACGUUUAAUGGGCCGGUUCAAGAGUUUGAAAGCCAGGGGAAUAAACACGUGGAAGAAGAGGAGAAAGAUGAUGACAGCUGUCAAAGUGACGAUACAGAGGAAGACAGUAACGAUGAAACUGCCGCCAUCGUAGAAAUCAACGAUAAACACACUUGUGAUGACGAGGGCGGUGCAGAUCUUGACACUAUUCCCGAAGGAGAGGACGUGGAGGGUAACAGUGAAGCCCAGGAUGAAGAAUAUUCUGUCUAUAUCAGUUCCCAAGGACAAAGCGACGAGUCAGACCUAGCUGGAAGAGUGAAAGAGCUCGGAAGAAUGUUCGAUCGAGGAGGUCCAGUGUUUCCUAAAACAGUAAAGAAUGACACCGACGCAGUUGAUGGAUCUCCUGUCAGCGUACGCAGGUACAAAGCGAUCUUUGAACAAGAUCAAUCGUCAGCAGAGAGAGCCCGAGAACCUGGACGAAGGGAGGAGUUAACGGGUCCUCCACGAGGCAUUGUCAAAAAUUUGCGAGGACUGUUUGAGAAUCCACAGGGUUUUGAGGCCAGGAAAGGAUAAGCUAUUGCUAUUUCAGUUUCAAUAACGGGCGUCAUGAAGUGAAAUCAAGAUCAAGAGAUGUGGUGCCGUUUAACCACAGAGACAAUGAAGCAUAUUCUCAUACGAAGAAUAUGAAGAGAGAUCUAUUAUAAACAUUUAUUAAAUAGGUGAUACUAGUGAUAACUAAUCAUAAAAUCUAGCCAAUCACUAGGCAUUUAUUAAACAACAUUACAAGUUUAACAGUCAGCAAUUUAGCUUUCAUGGCGUAGCAUGAAACAUGAUGAGUAAUUGUACAUACGAUUUUGAGGAUACCUUAAAUCGUAUUGGGAUUGUUUGCGUUUUUUGGGUAAAAACCGACAACUGCAGAAAUCCAAGUAUUAUAUGUUUCAUCAAGGAAGAACGAACGACGAUUGGGCAAUCUCAGGAGCAAAAAUAAGUACUUGCCGUCCGGCGUCUUUACUGAUUCAUUUCAUUGAUCAUGAAGUAACUAGAAAGUCACCUAAUCUCAAACAAAGGUCGGCACACCCUAAAGGACAUGUUUCUGGGACAAAAAGAAGUCUUUCUGGGACUUGAGGCGGAGAAAAGCUCCUUUGUGUGUACUCAUGGAACGCACGUUAACGCAAGGUGAUGUGCCCAAAGUGGAGUUUGGUUCAUUUCUAUGUUGUAGCAGGGACAGGUUGCAAGAGCAGUGCACAAGAUGCGACAUUGAAAAUUGAGGCCAUUUUGUCGCUAUUUCAUGACACAUGAAUUCAAACCAGCUGAAUUUCACUGUUCCAUGCAUCAUGUUCCGAGGACAAAUUUUGGCAAAAAUGUUUUGCAAAAACGGGCAUGUCACGCCAGAAAAACUGUCUCUGCAACAUGUCCCCUGGUGUGUGCCGACCUUAAGAAAAAUCAUAAAAGCACUCCCAAUUUGUUGCUAAGCGAGUAAGCCACGCAUGACCGACUGAAACCCGCAUAGAAAAUGGUACAUGCUGAUUUGCAUCAAUCAAAAUUGAUGGUUUUUGGCCAGAACUGUUUUUCCUCUAUAGAAGUAAACACUGUAAAGUUGCAAUAACGGAUGCUUGAAAGUUUGGGUACGAUCUUGCGAUAUUUCUGCUCAGUAAAACUAAAAGUAAAUAAAUAUUGCUUUGGUAUAACAGAACUGGAGCUUGCCUAGCUAGACCACUAACUCGCGCCUUCAACUGAUCAGUAAUGGCGUCUUGAAGACGUUUUUCGAGCGAGACCUGAGUAAUUAUUAAAAUAUUAUAAAAAGCAAAACAAAAAUAAUAAAACUGCUUGUUAUACAGUUAA
Molecule: messenger RNA, 3384 nt
Organism: Orbicella faveolata
Lineage: Eukaryota; Metazoa; Cnidaria; Anthozoa; Scleractinia; Merulinidae
Source: RefSeq, a predicted model, not a curated record